Messenger RNA from Echinococcus granulosus, 1173 nucleotides. Its product is annotated as Tubulin beta chain. Gene Ontology annotation, cellular component: microtubule; cytoplasm. Gene Ontology annotation, biological process: microtubule cytoskeleton organization; mitotic cell cycle. Gene Ontology annotation, molecular function: GTP binding; structural constituent of cytoskeleton; GTPase activity. The transcript is spliced from 3 exons. The coding region runs from base 1 to 1173 and encodes 390 amino acids. NCBI's taxonomy places the organism in Eukaryota, Metazoa, Platyhelminthes, Cestoda, Cyclophyllidea, Taeniidae. The record is from RefSeq and is a predicted model, not a curated record.
AUGACGGAAUUCUUCCUUCGUAUUGGUUCUGUUUUAUGGAUACUGAUGAGGGGAAGGUUCGUGCCACGCUGUGUGUUAAUUGACCUAGAUCCGGGUACUCAAAACACGGUACGUGGAAGCCCCUUUGGACGACUGUUUAGACCUGAAAACUUCAUUGCCGGACGCGCGGGCUCCGGUAAUAAUUGGGCCAAGGGUCGCUAUACUGACGGUCUAGAAAUGAUGGACGCUGUCCUUGAUGUUGUCCGCAAGGAGGCUGAGGGCUGUGAUCACCUUCAGGGCUUCCAAAUCAUCCACUCUAUUGGUGGCGGCUGUGGCUCCGGUAUGGGCAGUGCUAUUAUGGAUCAACUGCGUGACGAGUGGAGUGAUAAGAUAUUCAACAACUUCACUGUUCUACCUUCUCCAAAGGUAUCGGAUGUGGUGGUGGAGCCUUACAAUAGCAUAUUCUCCCUCGAUCACCUCAUCGAAACCAGCGAUCUUACUGUUAUCCUCGACAACGAGGCUCUCUAUGACAUUUGCAACCACGUGCUCAAGACCUCCUGCUCCUUCGCGGACCUCAACCACCUCAUCUCCACAGCCAUUUGCGGGAUUACCACAUGUUUCCGUUUCCCUGGCCAACUAAACUCUGAUCUCCGUAAAUUGGCAGUCAAUCUGGUGCCCUUUCCGCGUGUCCACUUUGUAGCGCCCUGUUUCGUUCCUUUGACUAGUCGUGACAACCAGACUUACAAGGCUAUCACAGUGCCCAACUUAGUCCAACAGAUGUUUGAUGCCAAAGUUCUCAUGGCCGCAUGUAACCCUCUAAAGGGAAGAUACCUCACCUGUGCGGCAGUGUUUCGUGGUCGGCUAAGUGUGGCCGAGGUGGAGGAGAUGAUGUUGAAUACACAGGACAAAAACUCCACUCAUUUUGUUGAAUGGAUCCCGAAUAACUGUCAAACUGCGCUAUGUGAUAUUCCUCCCAGAGGCAUGAAAAUGUCAGCAACUUUCAUGGGUAAUAGUACAGCUAUACAGGCGGUGUUUGGUCGUAUCCAGUCUGCCUAUUCAUCAAUGUUCAAGAGGAAAGCCUUUAUUCACUGGUACACGGGUGAAGGAAUGGAAGAAUCUGAAUUUCUUAGCACAGAAUCCAACGUUCUUGAUCUUAUCAGUGAGUACCAGCAGUAUCAAGAAGCACCAGCCUAA